This is a messenger RNA of Bicyclus anynana (squinting bush brown), 3239 nucleotides long. It is a transcript of the gene Pfk, whose product is annotated as ATP-dependent 6-phosphofructokinase. Bases 176 to 2524 code for a protein of 782 amino acids. Lineage: Eukaryota; Metazoa; Arthropoda; Insecta; Lepidoptera; Nymphalidae. Gene Ontology annotation, molecular function: ATP binding; 6-phosphofructokinase activity; monosaccharide binding. Gene Ontology annotation, cellular component: cytoplasm; 6-phosphofructokinase complex. The record is from RefSeq and is a predicted model, not a curated record. The transcript has 15 exons. Gene Ontology annotation, biological process: canonical glycolysis; fructose 6-phosphate metabolic process; fructose 1,6-bisphosphate metabolic process.
UUCUUGCAAUCCAUCGAUAAACAAACAAUCGAGACAUUUAUAUCGACUAAUCGUCUUCUCUUCGGUAAUCGGUAUUCGGUCAAGUCAAGUGUCAAGCAAAGGUCACCUUGGAUGAAGUUCACCUUCCGACUUCUCCGGCAUUCAAAUAAUUCAAAGUGUUUUCAACUUUAAAAAAAUGGAUGGAAAAGCUUCGAAAAGGUUUAUAGAGCGUGGCUCUCAUAAAGGCAAAGGUCUAGCAGUCUUCACAAGUGGAGGUGACUCUCAGGGUAUGAAUGCUGCAGUGCGAUCAGUGGUUCGCAUGGGAAUCUACUUGGGAUGCAAAGUGUAUUUUAUCAGAGAAGGAUACCAGGGUAUGGUUGAUGGAGGAGAUAAUAUUGAAGAGGCUAACUGGUCAUCUGUAAGUUCAAUCAUUCACAAAGGUGGUACAAUCAUAGGAUCAGCCAGAUGUAUGGACUUUAUCCAAAGAGAAGGUCGUGUGAAGGCUGCAUACAACUUAGUGAAUCGAGGUAUUACUAAUUUGGUGGUGAUUGGUGGUGAUGGUUCACUUACUGGAGCUAAUCUUUUCCGUCAAGAAUGGUCCAGUUUACUUGACGAGUUGUUAGAAAACAAUAAAAUCACAAAGGACCAGAGGGAAAAAUACAAAUAUUUACACAUUGCUGGAAUGGUGGGCUCAAUUGACAAUGAUUUCUGCGGUACAGACAUGACUAUUGGCACAGACUCAGCACUGCACCGCAUUAUUGAGGCCAUUGAUGCUAUUGUCAGCACGGCAUAUUCUCACCAAAGAACAUUUAUCAUGGAAGUUAUGGGCAGGCACUGUGGAUAUCUUGCCACGGUCACAGCCUUGUCGUCUGAAGCAGAUUUUGUGUUUAUCCCAGAAUCACCACCAUCAGUGGAUUGGCCAGAUAAACUUUGUGAUAAGUUAGAACAGGAGCGUAAGUCGGGGCAACGUUUGAACAUCAUAAUCGUGGCCGAGGGAGCUAUCGACCGCGAAGGGAAGCCGAUCACCGCGGAGCUGGUGAAGAAAGUGGUAGUGGAUAACCUCCAGCAAGAUACACGCAUCACAGUCCUGGGCCAUGUGCAAAGAGGAGGAUCUCCAUCGGCUUUUGAUAGAAUUUUGGGUUGUCGUAUGGGUGCCGAAGCUGUAAUGGCUUUGAUGGAGGCGACGCCAGAAACCGAGCCAUGUGUGGUGACCCUGGAUGGAAACCAAGCUGUGCGACUGCCACUUAUGGAAUGCGUGCGUCGCACUAAAGCUGUUGCUCAAGCUAUGGCUGACAAAAACUGGGACUUAGCUGUGCAGCUGCGCGGGCGCAGCUUUGCACGCAACUUGGAGACUUACAAGAUGUUGACUCGUCUGAAGCCGCCGAAAGAAGCGUUCAAUGAGGCGGGCAAACCAGCAGAAGGUUUAACGCUCGCGGUGAUGCACGUGGGCGCGCCUGCGUGCGGCAUGAACGCGGCCGUGCGCUCCUUCGUGCGCAACUGCAUCUACCGCGGCGACACCGUGCUCGGCAUCCACGACGGCAUCGAAGGCUUCAUCAGCGGGAACAUCGUCAAGAUGGAGUGGUCCGACGUGACUGGUUGGGUGGCUCAAGGCGGGGCUUUCUUAGGAACAAAGCGCACCUUGCCCGGGGAUAAGAAGGGCGAGAUUGCUGCCCGUAUCAAGGAGUUCAACAUUCAAGGGCUACUUAUCAUCGGUGGAUUUGAGGCAUAUCAAGCCGGGUUAGAGCUAUACGAGUCCCGCUCCCAGUUCCCCGAGUUCUGCAUCCCGCUAGUGGUGGUUCCUGCCACCAUCAGUAACAACGUGCCCGGCACCGACUUCUCGCUGGGCGCAGACACCGCGCUCAACGAGAUCACCGAGAUAUGCGACCGGAUCCGCCAGUCUGCGCAGGGUACUAAGCGCCGGGUAUUCGUCGUGGAGACAAUGGGAGGAUACUGCGGGUACCUCGCCACUUUAGCAGGUUUGGCCGGCGGUGCCGACGCUGCAUAUAUUUACGAAGAAAAAUUCUCCAUCAAGGACUUACAACAGGACGUGUACCACAUCGCCUCCAAGAUGACCGGCGGCAUACAGCGCGGUCUGAUCCUCCGCAAUGAGAAAGCCAACGACAACUAUAACACGGAGUUCAUAUACCGCCUCUACUCCGAAGAGGGCAAAGGACUUUUCACUGCCAGAAUGAAUGUUCUAGGUCACAUGCAGCAAGGUGGAUCACCCACACCUUUCGAUCGCAACAUGGGAACUAAAAUGGCCGCCAAGUGUCUGCAUUGGCUAGUUGACUCUAUUCACAAGGGACCAGCCAGUGGAGCCGAUUCAGCCUGUCUGCUGGGGGUUGUCAAGCGACAGUAUAAAUUUACACCCUUGGAGGAAUUGAAGGCUCAGACAAACUUUGCACAAAGAAUAGCUAAGCAACAAUGGUGGAUGAAGUUGCGCCCCCUGUUACGUAUUUUGGCUAAACACGACUCCACUUACGAAGAAGAGGGCAUGUAUAUGACAGUGGAACAAGGAGAGAUUGACUCGGAACAUGUUAUUUAAUUAAUGAAACACUAGUCAAAUAUAUUAAAAUGUUUGUAUCGUACACUUGUAACGGUGUCCGCUUGAUUCGGUGUUGCCAUAUCUUUGGACCUACAUAUGCCCAAAUUAUAGAAGCUGCUAGAUACUCUUAUUUGUAUCAUUAAGGAUGAGAAGAUAUAGUAUUAAUUAUUACCACCUUAGAAUGUUAUUUAUUUUAGUUAUUGAAAUAGUAGAUUUUUGACCAGUGGUAGUUUUAGUAAAAAAUAUUUAUUGAUAAGAGUAAAUGUUCUUGGAUAUUUAUUUUUAUUAUGAAAUAAUCAUAGUGCUUACUUUAAAGGUUUGUAAAGAUUUUGUUAUAAUGACUAUUCAAUUUCUAUUCAACAAUGUAAAAUGGAUUUUAGCCAUAUUUUUAUUUAUGUUGUGAGAUUAUGUUAUUUUUUUAUAACAUUUUAUUAACAGUAAUUUAGAUAAAAUGAUAGUUUCGUAAACAAUUUUACUAGAUAUUACAAUAAUUUUUAUUUUUUAACUACUUUUUUAUUUUGAAACUUAAAGGCUAUGAGUUGUAUACUUAUUUACUUUUAACAUUUAACAACAUUUUUUUAACAUUUUUAAAUACCGGUAUUGGAUUCCAAAAAUGAUUAUAAAAUGAACCUAACUGUUUCAAAAUAUUAAAUACUCUAUGUGAUGUUGAUAUUGUGCUUUAAAUUAAACAAUGAUUAAUACAUUAUAAACACAG